UGAUUUCUCUGGCAGGCGGCGAAAAACGAACCGCGUCGAAAUAGGAAAAGUUGACGCGGCAGUGUCGUACUUUCUGCAUAGGAGUGACGCUGGACCUUUUGUCAUAAAUUUAUACCCGGCGGCAUUUUAAUUCGUCAUUUGUCUAUUUUAUAAAAUUAUGGAAAAUUUGAAAAGUGAAUUUAGUGUUAUUCUUCUAUAGUUAUAAAUAAUUUAUGAUAAAUUUUAUUUGUGUAAAAAUUCGUUGCAAAAAUAAAUUAAAUGCGAAUGUACGAGUAUGAUAAAGCAGAACAGAUUUUAAAAACAUAGUAAAAAAAUAAGUGCCCAAUGGAAAUCAAGUAAAUACGCAAACUUUUUUGAAGCUGUGAAAAACUGUUAUUGAUGAUAUUCUUACAUCCAUACAGAUCAGAAUAUUGUUUACACAAGUUUUGAAUUGUGAUAUUGUUAGUAGCGUCCAUACAUAUGUACAUAUUUCAACAGUGACGUCACAUUGACUCUUAAGAUAUACAAAUCCGGCCAAAUAUACAAAACCAUUGUUUAUACACAUUUAAAUGUACACACUUGUAUAUAUACAUACAUACAUAUGUACUAGUUGAACUGUUUUCGUAGAGUAUUGCCUAGGUGAAGAUUAUCGCAAAAACAAACGAGGCGAUGACGUUCUCCGAGCUCUUCCACUUACAAUGAUUACAGUUUUUAUUCGAGGGCUGCCGUGUGUAGGAAAAACUAAAAGAAUUCUUGCCGAUUGCUUCUACCAAGGAAACUCGAUAUUUAGGUGAGUGCCUCGAAGAACUACAAAGAAUACACAAUUUAAUUUAGAUGCUAUGUUCCCUGGUGUUGCUUGCUUUUAAGUAAUUGUGGACUCUCUGUGGAUUAAGCAUUCGUAACAAAAUUGUUAUGAGCAAUACCUUCUAUUUUGGUUGUACCCCCUUAAUAGAUGACGAAUCAGCUUCGUAGCUAUAUCGUUUCUUAUAGGGUCGACAUUCUGCAUUUUAACAGUAUUGUUCCUACGGUGGCAUGGAUAUACAACCCCACACCUUUCGAGCUGAACUAUUUUCACACUUUGAAUAUUUUACGGUACACCAGCUAAAAUUUACCUAAUAUAUGUAUCGCCAUAAAUUCUUCAACAAAUACAAGGUCUCAAUUAGUGUACUCGUGCUUCUCUCAUUGUUUUCCGUUUGGAAUUUAAGAGACUGGAUCAUAAAUAUUGCGGAAAAUUGGCGUUAACGAACGAAAAUCAAAGUCCUUUCACUUCUAGAAUUGCCGUUCUUAUCGCCAUCAACCUUACAGAACACACACAACUAAUGAUACGUAUCUGCUGUUCUGUCGUAAAGCAUGUCCAGUGUUACAGAGCACAGAGGUUCUCUUUUGCAAAUUGGGGCAGAUCGUAGCUCCACUUUAAUUGCCGAUCGCCCGUUGAAACUCAUCUUUACAAAGCAUCGUCGAAGAAGACACACAAGUGCAUACACUCACUCCAGCAUACAAGAGGACGGUCGGAGUGCUGUUUGAGGUGACUUAGAGUAAGCGUUGUACGGAAAAUGUCAUCACGGCGCAGCUCAUUUCGAAAACGACAAAAACCCCCUUUCGAACGAUUCAAAGAUAGAUGUCGACAAUUCACAGCUUUUAUGUUUAGUAAUGUUGGCAUCAUACUCCUUGUAAUAAUCUAUACCAUUGGAGGUGCCUUCAUUUUCCAAGCAAUUGAAUUAUUCGAAUACGAAAGAUUCAACAAGCACAAAAGUAUAAAACCCAACAUAACGGCGAAAUGCCUGCAGAAGAUCUGGGAUAUAACUGUACAAAAUAUAAGUUUCUUUGAUAACUUUUAUUAUAAGGAAAGAGUAAACGAAAUUUUACUGGAAUUUCAACGGGAAGUUGCGCAUGAAAACUUAAUUGAUCCAGAUAUUGACAAACAAUGGAGCUUUUCGGGUGCCUUCCUCUAUUCACUAACGGUUAUAACUACUAUAGGCUAUGGAAAUAUUUCACCAAAAUCGGAUUGGGGCAAAUUAGUGACCAUUUUAUAUGCAAUUAUUGGUAUGCCACUUUUCCUUUUAUAUUUAUCGAAUAUAGGCGAUGUUCUAGCCAAAUCCUUUAAAUGGAUUUACUCCAAAGUAUGCCUGUGCCGCAUUUGUCCGGGUGUUGCAAGACGGAGAAUCAUACGGGAACGAAAGAAACUACGUCAAUUGGCUAUGUCUAAAGCGCUGCAAGAUAUGGAAAGUCAUCGGAAUACGAGCAGUAGUAGUGACAGUCGGAGCAGUAACAGCUCCUCGAGCAGUUACUACAGUGAAGAAACUGAAACUUCGACCCAGAGUAUGAGUGCACUGGAGAACUUCGAGGAAGAGAAUGAUUCUGACAUUGAGAGAGAAAUACGAAUGAAUACUGACGAAAUAACUGUACCGCUAACGGUUUGCGUGAUCAUAAUGAUAAGUUAUAUAUUAGCUGGAGCUAUUUUGUUUAGCCGUUGGGAGGAAUGGGGCUAUUUGGAUGGCAGUUACUUCUGUUUCAUAUCGUUAAGUAGUAUCGGUUUUGGCGAUUUGGUGCCCGGCGAGCGAGUGAUUACUGCCGAUAAAGACAAAGUGGAGGUUAGUUUUAUACUUUGUGCUGUUUAUCUGUUACUUGGUAUGGCGCUCAUUGCUAUGUGUUUCAAUUUAAUGCAGGAACAAGUCAUUCAUAAUGUGCGCGCCAUAAAGAGGGCUUUUAAGUCCUGCUUUGGUUGCAGAAGAUGACACUACGUAAGACACAGUUAUUAAGUGUACAGUAGAAUAAAUCGUGAUACUAAGUUGCAAAUAUAUCUUCGAAGAAUAUAUGUAGAUAUAUAUUAUUAUACAAUAAAUAUGUAUGUAUAACUGGUUUAAGGAUAGUAUAACUGGUUUAGAUAAUAUAGUUAAUUUAAAUAGCAAUCCAAAUGUGUUCGCAAACAAAAAGCAAGAAAUAAAUAAAAAAAUAGGUGUUUUACGGAUAUUAAUAGACCCA
Molecule: messenger RNA, 2961 nt
Organism: Bactrocera tryoni
Lineage: Eukaryota; Metazoa; Arthropoda; Insecta; Diptera; Tephritidae
Gene: sand
Product: TWiK family of potassium channels protein 18
Exons: 12
Coding region: 1533-2714 (393 amino acids)
Biological process (GO): stabilization of membrane potential; potassium ion transmembrane transport
Cellular component (GO): membrane
Molecular function (GO): potassium ion leak channel activity
Source: RefSeq, a predicted model, not a curated record